Messenger RNA from Suillus bovinus, 1005 nucleotides. RefSeq lists its product as uncharacterized. NCBI's taxonomy places the organism in Eukaryota, Fungi, Basidiomycota, Agaricomycetes, Boletales, Suillaceae. The transcript is spliced from 2 exons. The record is from RefSeq and is a predicted model, not a curated record. Bases 1 to 1005 code for a protein of 334 amino acids.
AUGGAAUUUGCGCCUUCAUCUCCUAUCGCCUCUCCUCCUCGAUCAAGCAGUCCUGCCCCCACUAACUCGAGUUCUGCGACUCGGGUUGAACCAAUCUCAUUUGAUUUUAAUAAGAAGACAAAUUAUUUGAACUCUCCUCAUUUGAUGACAUCUGACAUAGGCUCUGGUUCUGAUGCAGGUUCUCCCAGUGUUCCCCUCUCCCCAGUUGAUGAGGUGCCUCAACCCCAUGAGGCAAGGCAGAGUAUAUUGUAUAAUGUACCCAAGUCUCCGAAUGCAAGGCGGAGCAUAUUGUACAGACACCUUAAAUCUCCUUCGCACUCUCGCCUCAAAUCUUCUUCCUGGCAGCCUGGAAAGCCUUACACCAAAAUCUCUGUAUCUCCUCCCCGUCGUGGUCAGCAUCUAAUCGAGCGAAUGUCAAAGAAAAACAUUCCAUACACUUCCCAUCCAGCUCCACUGGAGCUUCGAUUUGCAGCUCGUGUAUCAGGGCAAGGAUUUAAACCAGAAUUCACGGCCGAAGAAAUUCAUGAGCGAGAGGAAGCAAUUUCCAAAGGCUUCUCACACUUGAGCCUUGCAACUUUGUACGAAUUGUUCAAAUCCAAGCUCACUGGCCAAGAAGCUGCAUGCCAACGUCUUGUGAUGACGACAUGGGAGCUCGAGGCAUCAGAACGGUACACAACGUUUCUCAAUGGACUUCAUCAUGAGAACAAGGAUCGCCUCCUUUCCAGCGAUGAAGAGUUGAAAUGGAUCAGAAGCGUUUUUUCUGACCGGUCACAAGAAGAACUUGAGGACGAUAUCAACUACCUUCAAGCCAUUUAUGACGAUGAUUGCGAGAUACUUUGGGCUGUAGCUGCCCAAGCGGAUGUUCUCAAAAAGCAUUUAGGAUCACGUGUCCAAGCAGAUAUAUUGGGUUCCAUGGGAGAGUCUUCCCACUUGCCCCAAUUUGUCGGUAAAUCCUCUGGUACAGACGAUAGCAUGAAUGAUGACGAUGAUCAAAUCAAUGGGUAG